AUGGAUGGCAGACUUUUUACUUUGCUAUUUCUGAUCGUAAUUAACAUCAUCUCAGCAUGUUGUGAAGCAGUUAGUGAAGGGCUUUCUUGUUCAGAAAAUCAGCAGGGAUUUGAGAGCUCCUGCUAUGAGUUUGUGGCCCAGCAGCGCAGUUUCCUCAGCGCUCAGGCUUGGUGUGAGCGGGACGGUGGGCACCUGGCCUUCAUCCAGAACGAUGAAACCCAGCAGUUUCUGCAAAAACACCUGCAGCCGGAGCAGGACUGGUGGAUAGGACUGGUGUCUACCUCCAUCAACCUCGCUCUGGACACGCAAGGCGGCUCGAUCUGGUUAGAUAGUUCAGAUGUGAUUUACUCAAACUGGCUCAGCGAGUCGAUGCUGGAGACUGGCUGUGGCUACAUCAACACAGACUCUGGAUUCCACUGGAAGACAACGAGCAACUGUAGUCAGGAAUUCUACUUCAUCUGUGAGUUUGAACAGGGACGCUCUCUGUCCUGUAUGGACAGGACUAUGCUGCACUGUGGCUUAGAUCAGGUGAUAGAGGUUGAUGAGAGCUACUAUGGCAGGAAGACUCCACAUUACUGCAGGAGCAACAUCUCCAGCUCUCUCACAGCUUCUCUGGAGCAGUGCAGCUGGAUCAGUGUGCUGGAUGUAGUAGCAGAGCUCUGUAACGGACAGCAGUUUUGCACGGCUGUGGCAGAUGUAUCAUCUUUUGGAGAGCCGUGUCCUUCGCUGGGAAGUUACCUGUUGGUGGAAUACCACUGCAAAGAUAAACCCUCUUAUGUUGUCGUGGAAAGAUCUGCAGAUGAUGGUGUUGACGAUUCUUUUGUUGAGAAAGGCAAGGAUAAGAUAGACUGCUCAAACAAAAAGACCCUGAGACUACUAAAGGGACAAAAUACAAACAAUUUGGAAAUCAAAGCCAGAAAGAUUAGAUCUUUCAAAAAGGACGUCAACGUAGUGGUGUUUUGUGAACAAAGUAGCACAACUUCUUAUGUGACGAAAACCAUUCAAUAUUCCUUGAUAAAGAUGGACAAGAGUCAGCUCAAGAACUCCAUCGAUAAUGAAUUGAAUCUACUUGGGGGAGCAGAUGACACAGAAGAGUUUAGAGAGGAGCUUCUUUCAGACAUAUGUGUAACUUUAGAAGAGCCUCUCCAGCAGCACACAGAAGUGCUGGCCUUUGCUAGUGUUUUGACAAAAAUCACUGAAGAUCAGGACAAAAUUAAUGUUAAUGCUCAGGAGAAUGGUGUUUGCGUACUAGAUAUCCUAAGUAAAUCUCUCAAGCCAAUCAAUCUGGAAAACAUCACUGCACGAACAGAAAUAGCCAACCUCCUCGUUAUGUCCUCUAGUCACAUCCUCGCUGCCUUUGAGAAGGACAAAGAGAGCGACAUCUCUGGUUUUUUAAUCACCGCGGUGGACUCUGUGCAGUCAUUCCUGCUAACAAAUAAAACACCUGAUCUGGAGCCCACCAUCAUCACCUCGCCUAAUGUCAAUAUUUACGUCAACAGGAUAUCGCCAGUUAACCUCCAUAAAGAGCCCUUCAGUGUUGAGAACAGUUCAGCUGGAUUCAAGCUACCGAAUCUGGGCUCUGAUAUACUGCCUGUUGAUGAGCCAGUGGAUGUGAAAAUGACACAUUUUAAUAUUGAUCCAUGGAUUGAAGGUCAGACCAUUCAUAGCAUUGUGACCGGUUUGUCCCUCUCCAAAACAAACGGCUCUGGCAUUCCUGUGGCAAACCUCACUAAGGAGAUUGAGAUCUUAUUACCCAGGCUGGACACAUCAGUGAACAGCUCAGUUCUAGAUCUGAGAAACUUCAGUACUUCGAUCAUCAAUAUAACCACCCCCAACAUUACUCUGGUUAUAAAGCUCCGUCCCUCUGAAGAUUUAACACUAAUAUUACUGCUGGGUUAUGAGACCCAACCCACCGAGGAAAACAAUGUAGCCAAAGUUACACUUCCUCAACAAGGAAAUUCACAAGAUGAAAGGUACACAUGGGUCUUGGGCCCCAGUGACAUGGCAGUAGAUGUGGGUGUUUACAACCUUCUCAUUCGACCUGUUGUUCCUCCGGGCGUAAAGUCUAUAAAUGCAUCAGUAACAAUCACAUCCAUUACUGCUCAGUGCAUUUUCUGGCAAGAGACGAGAGCCAACUGGAGUGACUAUGGCUGUAGAGUUGGCCCUAAAACGACCCCCAAUGUGACACAGUGUCUGUGCACCCAUUUAACCUUUUUUGGGAGCAGUUUCUUUGUCAUGCCCAAUACGGUAGAUCCGUCCAAGUCUGCUGAGCUGUUUUCCAACUUUGCACAGAACCCAGUAGUAGUGUGCUUUAUCGGGGCAAUUUUCUUAGCUUACAUCCUGAUAGCGGCAUGGGCGCGCAAGAAGGACCUACAGGACACAACCAAGGUCUUGAAGAUUACUAUGCUAGAGGACAAUGAUCCCUUUGCUGAGUACUGCUACUUGCUGAAGAUCAGCACUGGUCAUCGCAUGGGUUCCUCCACUUCAUCACGGGUAAUAGUGACUCUACAGGGUACGGAGGGAGAAUGUGAGCCCCAUCAUCUGACUGACCCUGAUAAGCCAGUGUUUGAAAGAGGAGGUGUGGACCUGUUCUUGCUGACCACCCCCUUCUCACUGGGAGAGCUGCAGAGCAUCAGACUGUGGCAUGACAACUCAGGAGCUCAUCCUGCUUGGUAUGUUAAUAUGGUGAUGGUAGAAGACCUGCAGACUGAGCAAAAGUGGCACUUCCUGUGCAGCUCGUGGCUGGCUGUUGAUAUAGAUGAUUGUACUGUUGAAAAAGUGUUUCCUGUAGCAUCAGAGGCGGACAUGAAAGGCUUCAGCAAUUUAUUCUUCAUGAAAACAACGACGGACUUCUGUGACGGUCACAUCUGGUACUCUGUGGUCAGUCGGCCCCCCAGCAGUAGUUUCACCCGUGUGCAGCGCGUCUCGUGCUGCUUCUCAGUGCUGCUUUGCUCCAUGUUGACCAGUAUCAUGUUCUACGGGAUUCCCACUGACCCCUCAGAGCAGACCAUGGAUAUGGGUCCGAUUAAACUCACCUGGAGUGAGGUGAGGAUUGGCAUCCAGAGCUCCUUUAUCGUAUUCCCCGUCAACCUAGUAAUUGUGGGACUCUUCAGACAUUCACGUCCCCGAAAAAAGAAGACAAAGAAAGAAAAGAAGCCUAAGAAGUCUGAGCCUCCUCAAAUGGAGAAAGACAUCCCGUAUGAGAGCGCCUCCUCACUUUUUGAUCAAAACAAUUUAACUGUAGAUUUCCUCAUCAAAGACAUACAGAGAAUCACAUACUUGUUUGCAAAUGCCAUGAGAUGUCCUGUCCAGAAAAACUUUGAAAAGGAAGACAUCAACACUUUGCUGUCAGAGCUGCAGAACCUCAUCGAACAACAGCACCUAAUUCACAAAAACAACACCUCCUCGGUUUUCUGGCCCUACACCCAUCAUCUCUCCAAACAACUUGAAAAUGUGGAGGGAGAAGUGAAGCUGCUGGGGCCUUCAGACUUUUCCAGGCCUGGGUGCUACAUUCAGGUGUUACUGCAGGUCCAGAGCAUGAAGAAACUGCUGGAAAGUCUCCGUUCCUCCAGACCCACUGAGCAGCGCAUCUGUAGCUUGAGUCCCAAGAAAAACAGCAGCAGGAAGGGUCUGCCCUGGUGGUUUGUGUAUGUGGGUUGGCUUCUUGUUGCGGCCACAAGUGUGGUAUCAGGGUACUUCACCAUGUUGUAUGGACUGAAAUACGGGAAAGAUCGCUCAAUCAGUUGGAUAAUCUCCAUCGCGAUGUCCUUCACUGAGAGCCUGUUCUUCACCCAGCCUGUAAAAGUGCUUUGUUUUGCCAUUUUCUUUGCAUUGGUGGUGAAAAAAGUCAAUUUUGAGGAUGCAGAACUUAUUGAUACCUUGCGUAAGAAAACAUCCACUCGCUCAGAGGGAGUUUCUAUCAGAGUUACUCCUCCCAGUGACAUUGAGAAGAUUAAGAGAAACAUGGUCAAACAGCAGAAAGCACAAGCACUCAUCAUGGAGAUUCUAGCGAGUGCCAUUUUGGACGAAUCUGUGUCAGCGCGCGCCACAAAGAUACGGUUUUCUAGCGUGAUUCGGCACAUCCGGCAGAGCUUCAGCAAUGGCAUUUCAGAGAGUAUGAACCACAAUGAUGUGUUUACCUGGGCUAACACUGUACUUCUUAAUAACCUGUUUGGACAGUAUCAAGGCUUUAUAACGGAUGGAAACUCGAAACUUGUUGGGGGCGCUCGUUUUCGUCAAGUUAGGGUGAAGAGAGUUUAUUGUGGGUUUAAUAUAGAGAUUUUUGUGGGAUUUGUGGAUAUGGUUGUUUUUCGGUCUGUUGGUGGUGGUAACAACAAUCUCACAGCUUGGGAAGUGUAAAAGAGAGUGUGUGCGCUCAAAGCAAUCCCCGUUUGGGGAAUGACUGCACUUUAUAGAGGAGGAGGCUAUGUUAUGGACCUCGGUUCUGACCUGCAAAAUGCUAGCAGGAAGCUUCAAUAUCUUUUUGACUCGACCUGGUUGGAUAUGUACACAAGGGCAGUCUUUGCUGAGUUUACGGUGUAUAAUGCUAAUGUCAACCUCUUCUGCAUUGUCACACUGAUUCUAGAGGGCACUGCAGUGGGUGCAUUUCAGUUUCGCAGCGUGGUUCAGAGUGUCCGUCUCUACCAGUCCACAGGUGGCUUUCAAUCGUUUCUCAUGGCCUGUCAGGUCUUUUAUUUCCUCUUCAUCGUCUACUACAUGUUUUUGCAGGCAAAGCUGCUGAAGCGGCAGAAAUGGGCAUAUUUCAAAAACAAGUGGAAUCUGUUAGACCUGGCCAUCAUCAUUUUAAGUUGGAGUUCAUUGUCAGUGUUCAUCAAGAGAACAGUGCAGGGAGACAAAGACAUUGAAUACUACCAAAACCACAAAGAUCAGUUUCCCAGUUUCCAUGACACAGCUGUCAUAGACGCUACACUGGGAUAUCUCAUGGCUUUCUUGGUUCUUCUGGCCUGUGUAAAACUCUGGCAUCUGCUGAGACUCAACCCUAAACUUCACCUCAUCACCUCUUCACUGCAGCGGGCAUGGAACGAUAUGUCCAGCUUCAUUGUAGUUAUCGUCAUUAUCCUCUUGGCCUAUUCACUUACUUGCAAUCUAAUAUUUGGAUGGAAGCUGUACUCAUACAGAACUUUCCCAGAUGCGUUCAAAACAAUCUUCAGUUUGCAGUUUGGAAUCUUCAAUUACGAUGAGGUGCUGAGUUCUGAUCCGGUGCUCGGCGCUCUCAUCAUUUCCACUUGCGUCAUCUUCAUCACAUUCGUGAUCCUGACCCUCUUUGUCUCAAUCAUCCUCGAGGCGUUCGGUGAAGAACAGGAGAAACACCAGCCCUCUGAGGAAGAGGAAAUCGUUGACUUGAUGUUAGUGAAGAUCCUCAGUCUUUUUGGAAUCAAAUGCAAGAAGAAAGAAGAAGAAACUCAUAAUGGUGACAAAACUACCUAGUCCUUAUCACUGGCUCGUGCUCCUACAGGAGGGAUCGCUGACUUCUUUCCUUGCUCUA
This is a messenger RNA of Cyprinus carpio (common carp), 5506 nucleotides long. It is a transcript of the gene pkd1l2b, whose product is annotated as polycystic kidney disease 1 like 2b. Gene Ontology annotation, biological process: kidney development; detection of mechanical stimulus. Gene Ontology annotation, cellular component: membrane. The transcript is spliced from 35 exons. Lineage: Eukaryota; Metazoa; Chordata; Actinopteri; Cypriniformes; Cyprinidae. The record is from RefSeq and is a predicted model, not a curated record. Gene Ontology annotation, molecular function: calcium channel activity; protein binding; carbohydrate binding.